GGUAAAGUGCGCCCCGGUAUCCGCCCAUAUUCGCGUAAAGGAGGCCAACCUGAGCAGCUAGGCCGGACGCUGGAUCAAAUGGAAAGUUCAAUCGAUUAAUUUGUCCACUUUUUCGCAUGUUCCCGCUUGCUUCUGAAACAAGGUAGACCGACUUAAAUGCGGGCGUUUCGCAGUGAAAUAGGAAAUGCAGAGAUCGUGUGAAACGAGGGGAUUAUCAGCUUGACUUAUUUGGUCGCUACUUCGGACGCGGAACUCCACUCGCUAAAAGGUGAAUCAUGACAGAAUAUAAGCUGGUAGUGGUGGGAGCUGGUGGCGUUGGCAAGAGCGCACUUACCAUUCAGCUCAUCCAGAAUCACUUUGUGGAUGAAUAUGACCCCACCAUUGAGGACUCCUACAGAAAGCAGGUAGUGAUUGAUGGAGAGACGUGUCUGCUGGACAUCCUGGACACUGCAGGUCAGGAGGAGUACAGCGCCAUGAGGGACCAGUACAUGCGGACAGGGGAGGGUUUCCUCUGCGUCUUUGCCAUCAACAACACCAAGUCCUUUGAGGACAUUCACCACUAUAGAGAACAGAUUAAGCGAGUGAAGGACUCUGAGGACGUCCCCAUGGUGUUGGUGGGGAACAAGUGUGACCUCCCGUCCCGGACAGUGGACACCAAGCAGGCUCAGGACUUAGCACGCAGCUACGGCAUUCCCUUUAUCGAGACCUCAGCCAAAACCAGACAGAGAGUGGAAGAUGCCUUUUACACUCUGGUACGGGAGAUCAGGCAGUACCGGGUCAAUAAGCUCAGCAAGGAAGAAAAGACUCCGCGCUGUGUCAAGCUUAAAAAGUGUGUUGUGAUGUGAAAGGGGGCGUUGAUGAUGCCUUUUACACGUUAGUGCGAGAAAUCCGAAAGCAUAAGGAGAAGAUGAGCAAGGAGGGCAAAAAGAAGAAAAAGAAGUCCAAGACAAAGUGUACACUUAUGUGAAUAAUCACCCCUUUUCAAGACAGACUAAAAAAGAGAAACUAUGUUGAACAGUUAAAGUAAUACAUUUUGUACAUUACACUAAAUUAUUAGCUCCUUCUGGAUACCCACCAUACUGAAUACUAAACCUGACCUGAAUUUUCUGCCUUUCUGUUAUUUGCUACUUUGACACCAAUAAGCUUUAUUUUCAGUUUAGUGCCAGUUGCCCACAUGUGUUGGUCCAACAGCCUGUUUGAUUUUAUUUUGGAUCAUUUUAUAUAACUGCAGAACCAUGAGCUAAUUGCGUCGCAGCUCAUGUUUUACAAAUUAUUCAUUAAUGACUUAAUUUUUUUUUCUCCUAUGCUUAAAAGGUUAUGACAUGCAGAAGUUCUGUAAUGCCCUUUUUAAAUAUGGGAUGCCAAAGAAAAGAAUUUCCAUCCCGAUUUUUGUAGACAAAACAGACAUGAAGAAAGGACCAACAUUCAGCCAGAUGAGAUCCAGAUGUCCCAGUCACUGUGUAAUGUCCCCUUCUCUAAUGACCUCUAGGUAUGACUUAGUUAUGUCACUGAUAUAAGUAUGCAUGCGAACUCCUACUAUUCUCCGAAUGUUUUAAUACCGUAAUUAGCUAUUAAUUUGCAAUUUGUCAAUGCUUUGUACUUUGUGGGGAGUGAUUUCUUGCCUACAUGAGAAGUUUUUUUUUUCCUUCUUAUUAUUUUUGCAUGCAUUGUGUCCUAGGUGACAUGGGUAUUGCAAACUGCCUCUGGUUGAUACAUUUAACAGAGCCAGCAAUGAGGAACUCUAUCCCAAGUCUAGCUUUUCAGGUUUAUAAACAAUAAUCAAUAUUUUCUUUUGCGAGAAAGACAUUUUCUUUUUCACUUGUCAUUUGUCUCGCUGUUGUUUUUUUUUGCGUGAUAAAUGACAGAUUCAAAGAUCCAUGUUGAUCUGGAUUUUUACCCGUUUUGUGAUAAUGAAAUGGGACUAGGAGUCAGGUUUUUGUUUUGGUCAGAGUCAUUUUAUGUUGCAGGGAUUGAUGCCACGUCACAGGCUGAUGCUGAAUGGCUUGUUUGACCUCGCUGGUCACAUAUUUCCUGCUUUUCUUUACUCUAAGGCUUGACUGCAGGAUUGUUUUUAUUCAUCCUGACAAUUAUCAUUUUAUUGCAAUUUGUUACACAUUGUUGUCCUGUCAAUAUUCUGACAGAGGACGUAAUGUUUAAACAGAUUGUUUGUUUGGUUAAAUACUAAAUAGUAAAUUUGUGAUUCUCCAGUAGCUCGCCAAAUAGGUGUCAUGCCUUGCACAUUUUUCUAAGCCAAUGGCUCGUUUGCUUGUGAUUGGCUAGGAAGCAGAAUGCAUCUUUUAAGCAGCUUUCAGGAAUAUUUCUCUUGGUGUGGUGUCAAAGGGGUUGUUAAAAAUGUCCAAAUGGAUUUUCAGAUUCUUCCUUAUGUGGAGCUUUUGAAAGAGUUUUUGGAUUCAUUUCCCAAAGUGUUGAAAUUUUUUUUGGUGGGCUGCCUUUCAACACAAACGAUUGUCCAACAGAAUAAUUUGUCAUUUUCUCUCACCAGGCUCAUGUAUCGUGGUGAUGUAACUGGAACUGAUGUUUGUAAAUGAGGCAGUAAUUGCCAUAAAAUCGGUUUUUAGAGAAAAUUGUCUGAAUUUAUAAAAAAAAAAAAAAAAAAGAGUCCUAGUUUCUUUCCCGGGUCAACCCAUAUUUCACCUUUUCCAUCAUAUUUACAAGCUGUUCCCAGGGGAAUUUUUAUUUGCCUUUUAUUGUUUGCAUUAGGUGCUACAUUUAGACGGUAGAGAGCCGAGACAACAUUUACUUUGUCCUGUUUGUGCUCAAAUAGACAAAAUGCUGUUUUAGGGGAGUGUUGGUAUUGA
Messenger RNA from Toxotes jaculatrix (banded archerfish), 2819 nucleotides. It is a transcript of the gene kras, whose product is annotated as v-Ki-ras2 Kirsten rat sarcoma viral oncogene homolog. Bases 276 to 845 code for a protein of 189 amino acids. Gene Ontology annotation, cellular component: plasma membrane. Gene Ontology annotation, molecular function: GDP binding; GTPase activity; GTP binding. Lineage: Eukaryota; Metazoa; Chordata; Actinopteri; Toxotidae. The transcript has 6 exons. Gene Ontology annotation, biological process: Ras protein signal transduction. The record is from RefSeq and is a predicted model, not a curated record.